Micromonas pusilla CCMP1545 is the source of this 2364-nucleotide messenger RNA. RefSeq lists its product as uncharacterized. Gene Ontology annotation, molecular function: single-stranded DNA binding; ATP binding; single-stranded DNA helicase activity. The record is from RefSeq and is a predicted model, not a curated record. NCBI's taxonomy places the organism in Eukaryota, Viridiplantae, Chlorophyta, Mamiellophyceae, Mamiellales, Mamiellaceae. The transcript has 3 exons. Gene Ontology annotation, biological process: DNA replication. Gene Ontology annotation, cellular component: MCM complex; nucleus. The coding region runs from base 1 to 2364 and encodes 787 amino acids.
AUGGCACCGGGGCGCAGCGGCGGCGGCGGCCGGUUCGGCGGCCGGUUCGGCAGAGGCGGCGGGCGGGGGCGCGCGCCCUCUCGCGCGCCUCAGGAAGAGCCUCCUCCUGAGGCUCCCUCUAACGUCCCGCCCUCGUGGAACAAUUACUUUCCCGAGGUCCGCUUCGCCCCGGACGACCGAAGGGCUGAGCUUGUGGGUACUCUGGCUAGAUUCUUUUCGUCCGACGUCGGGUUCGAGCUCGUGAAGCCCGUGCGGAUACACGCCGAGCGCGAACUCUUCUUGGAGCUGGACUACGAAGCCCUGAAAGCGAGGGCGGACAUCCCAGAUCUGUUCGCCGCGUUGGAGCUGGCCCCCGCUGAGGCGAUGCCGUGCGUGCGCGCGGCCGUGCACGAGGUCAUACACAACUCCCCCAUCGGGCGUAAGGAGCUCCCGCAUCUGCAGGUAUCCCCUGCGGCCGCGAAGGUGAUCACGAGACCGCCGAGGGUGGACGUGCAUCUGUACAACCACCCAGAGGUGCAGAUCAAGUUCUCCGAGCUCAAGUCUAAAACAAUCGGGAAGCUCGUGUCGAUAAGAGGCACGGUCACGAGAGUGGCGAGAGUCAUGCCCUUCGCGAAGUCGCUGACGUUUACGUGCGACAAGUGCGAUGCCUCGCAGGUUGUGCAUCUCGUGGACGGUAAGUACGCGGAGCCGGAGAGUUGUGUCGGUCAGGGGUGCAGGGGAAGGAAGUUCACCGCGAACCGCGAGAGCGUGAAGCUCGUGGACUGGCAGAAGAUCAGAAUCCAAGAGCUCUCCCGUGACGUCCCCGCUGAGGACAUCGGGCGUAUUCCGCGCUUCGCGGACGUCGAGGUCGAAGGGACCCUGUGCGAUGCCUGCCGCGGCGGGGAUAUCGUCACGAUCGUAGGCAUCGCGGAUAUCUUGAACGUCGAGGCGAAAGGGAGCGCGUUGGAGAGGGAACGAGCGGCGAAGCAGUACAACGUGUACGUGAAAGGGAUAUCCAUACGAAAGCGAGACUCCGAUGCAGGUGGUGCGCCGCCGUUAUCUGCCGCCGCCGCGGAAGCGUUCGCGCGCGACGUCGUGGACAACACGACAUUUUCCCCCGCGGACUUGGAGUUCAUCGUUCGAUUUACGGAGGAGUGCGCGGGGGAGCAGUUCAAGCAGCUGAUUCACUCCUUGUGUCCCACGAUAUACGGCCACGAGGUCGUCAAAGCUGGCUUGCUCCUGGCCCUAUUCGGUGGCGUUCGAAAGACGUUUGACGAGGAAGGGACGCUUCCCAUGCGCGGCAGCAUCCACUGCCUCGUCGUCGGUGACCCAGGUUUAGGGAAGAGUCAAAUGCUGAAAGCCGUGAGCAACGUCGCGAACCGCGGCCUGUACGUGAGCGGUCGUUCCGCGUCCGCCGCUGGGUUGACGGCAACGGUCGUGAAGGAUUCAGAAAACGGCGGGAGUACCUACGAGGCUGGCGCGUUGAUCAUGUGCGACGGCGGCGUGUGCUGCGUGGACGAGUUCGACAAGAUGCCGAACGAGCACCAAGCAUUGCUCGAAGUGCUCGAACAACAGACGGUAUCGCUCGCGAAGGCGGGGAUAACCGUAAACUUACCCGCGCGCACGAGCGUCGUCGCCGCGGCAAACCCCGUCGGCGGCGUGUACAACCGAUCAAAGUCGAUAAUGAACAACUUGAAGAUGAAUCCGGCGUUGUUAUCCCGAUUCGAUCUCCUCUUCCUCAUCGUCGACGAUCCGGACGAAGAACUUGACGAGUACAGGACGAGACACGUCUUAGCAACCCACAAUCCUGAAGGAGAAGAAGCGACCUUGCGACUGCAGCACGCACAGCAAAAGCUUCUCGCGCACCACGCGCACUACAUCACGUACGCGAACGUGCACUGCUUCCCGCGUUUGACCCCAGAGGCUGGGACGAUACUCCAGGCGUUCUACCUCGAGCUGCGCGCGGCAGAUACGGUCGGAGAGGACUACCCGCCGAUAACACCUCGGCAGCUAGAGGCGCUCAUCCGACUCGCGGAGGCUCGCGCGAAGGUGGAGCUUCGAGAGACUGUCACUGAGGAUGACGCGCGCGACGCGGUGGAGAUAAUGAGGGAAACGAUGCGCGACGUCUUAGAGGGUGGUGGGUUAGCAGGCAAACGCGGGUUCUCGGGGAAAGGGAACAAGAACGUCAAAGCGAAGAUGUUCGUCGAGGCUAUGAACCGGCGAGCGAUAGAGAAGGACAGCGCGUACUUCACGAUGGGCGAGCUCUACGCAAUCGUGGACGAUUUGCAGCUUCAAAUCCAAGACGUGGACGGAUUCAUCGAAGGUCUUAACAUGGCGGGGGAUAUUUUGAAGUCGGGGAGGUUGUACAAGUCCGCGAGUAGUUAA